AUGCCUAUUUAUGCCAAGUUUAUGAAGGAGUUGUUGAGUAAGAAGAGGGAUUGGAAAGAAAGUGAGACAGUGGUGCUGACUAAGGAAUGUAGUGCAAUUAUCCAGAAAAAUCUUCUAGAGAAGUUGCAGGAUCCCGGGAGCUUUCUCAUUCCUUGUGCCAUUGGAGACACCAUGAUUCAGAGAGCCUUAUAUAAUCUUGGGGCUAGUAUUAACCUCAUGCCUCUUUCACUGAUGAAAAAACUUCAAAUUGAUGAGGUAAAAUCCACUCACAUUUUCCUUCAACUUGGUGAUCAUUCUAUUAAGUAUCCCCUUGGAGUUGUUGAAGAUUUGUUAGUGAAAGUAGGAGAUUUCAUCUUUCCUGCUGAUUUUGUGAUAUUAGAUAUGGAAGAGGACAAAAAUGCCUCUAUAAUCCUUGGAAGACCUUUUUUAGCCACAGCAAGAGCUCUGACUAAUGUAGAAAAAGGCGAAUUGGUUCUGAGAGUCAAUGAAGAGGAAAUUGUCCUCAAUGUGUUCGAAGCCUUACAAUACCCUAAUGACUCCGAAAGGUGCAUGAGAGUUGAUAUGAUUGAACCUCUGAUUAAAGAGGCAUUUGAAGUUGAGAAACUUGAUGAUGUUCUAGAGCCUCCCUCUGAGGAUACUUUGCUUGAAAUUGAUGAUUCAACACCUCAUAAGGAGAAAUCCCACACGGCUAUCACUCAGGAAGGGGCUCCGAAACUUGAGUUGAAGCCUCUACCUCCAUCUUUAAAGUAUGCUUUCCUGGGAGAACAAGACAUUUAUCCAGUGAUCAUUAACUCUUCUCUAAAACAUGAGGAGGAAAAGGCGCUGAUUCAAGUACUCUGGAGUCAUAAACUGCUAUUAGAUAAACCAUUAGUGAUUUAA
Arachis ipaensis is the source of this 879-nucleotide messenger RNA. RefSeq lists its product as uncharacterized. The record is from RefSeq and is a predicted model, not a curated record. NCBI's taxonomy places the organism in Eukaryota, Viridiplantae, Streptophyta, Magnoliopsida, Fabales, Fabaceae.